Messenger RNA from Aureobasidium subglaciale EXF-2481, 1056 nucleotides. RefSeq lists its product as uncharacterized. Gene Ontology annotation, molecular function: mRNA 3'-UTR AU-rich region binding. Gene Ontology annotation, cellular component: cytoplasm; nucleus. The record is from RefSeq and is a predicted model, not a curated record. NCBI's taxonomy places the organism in Eukaryota, Fungi, Ascomycota, Dothideomycetes, Dothideales, Saccotheciaceae. Bases 1 to 1056 code for a protein of 351 amino acids. The transcript is spliced from 2 exons. Gene Ontology annotation, biological process: 3'-UTR-mediated mRNA stabilization.
AUGUCUUCCGACGAACAGCACAUUGAUGCCGCCCUCGACGGCCUGAACCUCGAAUCAAACAACGAGGACAUCCAGCGUACCGAAGAAGAAUACGCCCAAGCUCAGCUCACCCUCAGAGCUAUCGUCUCCUCUAAGGAAGCAGGCGUCAUCAUUGGAAAACAAGGCGCCAAUGUCGCUGAGCUCAGAGACUCCACUGGAGUCCGUGCCGGUGUCAGCAAGGUCGUCCCCGGUGUCCACGACCGCGUCCUGACCGUCCUCGGUCCUCUUGAGGCCGUCGCUUCCGCCUACGGUCAUGUCGCCGACGGCUUGCUCAAGGGUGUCCCUCAGUUGGGCAUGGGCGGCGUCGCCUCUAACCCCAACACUCACCCCGUCCGUCUCCUGAUCUCCCACAACCAGAUGGGCACCAUCAUUGGUCGCCAGGGCCUCAAGAUCAAGCAAAUCCAGGACGCUUCCGGUGUUCGCAUGGUCGCCCAGAAGGAGAUGCUCCCCCAAUCCACCGAGCGCAUUGUCGAGAUCCAGGGUACUCCCGACGGCAUCCAGAAGGCUGUCUGGGAGAUCGGCAAGUGCCUCGUCGACGACGAACAGCGUGGCUACGGAACCAUCCUCUACAACCCUGCCGUCAGAGUCUCCGGCGGCGAGGGCGCCCCCGCUCGCAACGGCUCUUCCUACCCCCAGGGUGGUCGCUCUUACAACCGCACUGGCAACGGUACCGACUUCAGCGACGCCCCUGCCGCCUACACUCGUCGCGACUCUGCUCCUCGUGGUCCCGCCCCCAUCGCUGCCGAAGAUGACGAAGACAUCCAGACCCAGAACAUCAGCAUUCCCGCUGACAUGGUUGGCUGCAUCAUUGGUCGCGGUGGCAGCAAAAUCUCCGAGAUCCGCAAGAGCUCCGGUGCUCGCAUCUCCAUCGCAAAGGCCCCUCACGACGAAUCUGGCGAGAGAAUGUUCACUAUUACUGGAUCCUCAAGCGCCAACGAGAAGGCCCUUUAUCUGCUUUACGAGAACCUCGAGGCUGAGAAGAUGAGAAGAAGCCAGAUGCCCUCUCAGGAUGCUUAG